This is a messenger RNA of Vitrella brassicaformis, 4608 nucleotides long. NCBI's taxonomy places the organism in Eukaryota, Vitrellaceae. The record is from the annotation of a GenBank genome assembly.
AGAAAAAGUAAGCCCAUGAACAAGGUAAGGUAGGCACAUUGAAGCAGGAAUGCAGAAAGGCAUCCGUCUGACCGAGCGUCUUCUCCGUCAGGAGCCGCAAGCCAGUGACUCGCCAUUUGGCGACUCGAGCGAAGCAUUGAGCAUGAGCAUGCCGGCAGCGGCAUCAGCCGAGGCCAUCAAUGCCGAUAGCUAUUCAUCACCUCCAGCAGCAGCACCAGCCGCCGCCGAUGACACUCCGCCUCUCGCUGCCAGCAGCAGCAGCAGCGCGUUUCAUGACGCUCAGCCGGACAGCCCCCUGCCGCCAUUAAUCGCUGUCCCCCAAUUAGUCGACAUGUCCACCGAUGCCAUCGGCCUCGAGUGGGUGCGAAAACAGUCUGACGAUCCCUACACACACUUCUGGGUUCAGGACGUGUUGGCCCUCUGCGAGCGGUACCAGAGCUUCCCGGGCGGCGGCAAGUUCGCCGUCUACGGGAUGCUCUUCGGGGUGCUCUCGCUGACGCGCCGGCAGGACGAGAAGAAGAUGAAGAAGAUCCUGCGGGACGGGCUGCAGUGCUUCGCGAGGAUCGCCAAGACCGGCAUCGAGACCACCGACAUGAGACUCGUUAUGAUCUCCUUCGUGGCUCGCAGCCGCCGCGCCAACACCGCGAGUGAGCACUACACGACUCUCUUCGAUGUGCUGGCGCAGCUGAACGGCAGCAGCAGUAGCAGCGGUAGCGGCGCCCCGAAUGAUAGUCAAAAGGGUGGGAAGGGUGUAGGUGGUGGCGGUGCUGGUGGUGGUGGUGGUGGUGGCGAGUUGGGGGUGGACGCGGCGAUGCAGGCGCUCAUGCGGAAGUGGAAGCCGUAUGACGGCAUCAAGCCCAUCAACGUGUCCGACGAGGGGCCGCUGCGGGAGUUUGCAUUCAUGCUGCUGAAGGCGUCUGAGAGCAUACCGUACCCUGACCAGGUCAGUCACGCCACGCCACGCCACGCAUGGUCCUCCCGCCCCCCUUCUCCACCCAUUCAUAUGUAUGCGUCUCUUGUGUGUGUUGUCAGAUAGCGAUUCUUCUCAACGAGAUGGCGGCCGACGCGGCGGCGCACCAGGUGCCCACGCCCCAGCAGCUGCCCGCCGACGAGAAGGAGAGGAAGGAGAUGAUGUUCAUGUCCGACCUCCGCCGCCUCCAGUGGUGCGCCCUUAAGGACCAGAUGCUCCUCCUCAUGCUGCUGCACGCACGGUGCCAGCCGGAGGACGCCGACCCACCGCGGCAGUGGUCGCAGCGCACCUACCUGCAGCACCGGGAGCUGGUCUGCACGCCCCUGGUGCACGCCUACCAGCAGGCCAUGCAGCCCAAGAUCGAGGCCGCCGCCCAGAUUUGGGCGAAUGACUUCUGUGAGGGCGUGGCGCAGAUCGACCGGAUUCUGAGGGUCAUGGGGCACGAGGCGGAGAGCCUCGAGGCGAUGCCGCUCAAGCGGAAGCUGCGGUGUCUCACGGGGUUCUUCCGCGACUGCGUCAUCAACCCCGAUUGGAUGCCGCUGUGCGGGGACCUGCACUUCGACAGCAAGGAGGCCAUCGAUGAGAUCGUCUUCAUCGUCAAGGUCGUGCUGCUGACCGCUCUGCAGAUGGACCUGGUGAGCGGACAUGCAUGCCGCCCCCGGACUGUCUGUCCCGCCUCCAUGUGCCCUCUGUGUCUGUGUGUGUGUGUAUGGCGUUGUCAGGAUGGCACGGACGGUUCGUUCUUCCUGCCGAGCGCCAUCCCCCGCCGCCCUUCCCUCGACGUCAAGGCGGCCAUGCUCACACACGUGCCACCCGCACCCGAGGGCCAGCCAGGACCGUCGGGGAGCUCCUCGUCCUCGGCAUCGGCAUCGGCAGGCCCCUCCCCCGAAGGCGGCAGCAGCAGCAGCAGCAAGAGUGGCCUCACCGUGUCGAUCCUCUUCCCUCACGCCGCGGCCCCCAUAAUGAAGGACUACCUCGACAGCAACCCGCCUCCAUUCUUCCUCAUUCUCGGGGGCAUCCUCGCGACCCUCUUCGCCGUGCCCCGCAAGGGCAACGAGGAGACCAUCCGCAACGUCCUGCGUGAGGGGCUCAAGGGCAUGCUCGACACCCAGAUGACCGACUUCACCUCCGCCGCCAUGGAUGCUUCUCUCAUCACUCUGACCAAGCUGCUGUGGGAGCGGCUGGACGUGCCGAAGUCCGACCAGGCUUUGGCUCAGUCCCUGGUGCACGGUGAGUACCAGCUGCUGGCCCACAUGAAGGAGGGCGAGCGCACGGACGCCGACAUCACCGCGGCCAUGGACCGCAUCAUGUCGGUGUCGUGGAAGCCGUCCACUGGCGAGACGGAGGUGGAGAGGCGGCUGAAUGAGCGGUUUGAGCAGACCAAAGGCGGCGUUGCGCCCGUUGACGUAGAGGAGAUCGUCGAGCAUGAGCUGACGGUGUUUUCGUCAUUCGCUGAGGAGGUCAACAAGAACAAGGCCAUCGCCGCACUGGCCGAGCGGGAGGGCCGCCAGCAGAAAGGCAAACCGAUGCGCGAGAGGGAGGAUGAGUUCUGCAGGUGAGUGUGUGUGUGUGUGUGUGUGACACACUGAGAUAGAUGCAUCCCUCUCUCCGUAUGUGCGCAUCUCUCUGUGUGUGUGUGCAGCCGUCUGGUUCACCUGGAGCAGCAGAGCAUCAAGUCCGAGGUAGUUUUCGCCCUCUUUGCCCUCGCCAAGGCCCAGCCGCCCGACGCCACGCCAGCCCACCAGUGGUCCCCCGCCACCCACAUGGCCAAGCGCACCAUCGCCAUGCAGCCCGUCUCAGAGGCCUACCAUGCCGCCGUCGAGUCGCACCUGGUCCCCGCCACCAAAGACCUUAACGCCACGCGCAAGACGGCCUACCUCGAGAUGGUGGGGUGGACUGAGGCCGACAUGCGCAAGAGAACCGAGGCCGAGAAGGAGGACGCGCUGGUGAGCUUCUUCCGCGACUGCCUCACCAAUUGUGGUCAGGAGUGCAAGGACAAGCUGGACUUCAACACGCACACGCCGUGGGCGAUUGUGACGUCGCUGCGGGCACUGCACCAUGACAUACUCACCAAGGUACCUUCCUUGUGGGCUGGAGGGGCUGAGGAGUCAUGUGCCUCAUGUGUUGCCGCCGUGUGUGUGUGUGGCUGAAAGGUCAAUGCGACGAGCGAGUACUGCUUCCAGCACUCUGACCCAGCAGACGACCAGGGCUACCAAGUAAAGGCGGACACAGACAGACAGACAGACACCUUUUGUCCACACGUCACCACACCAUAUAUAUGUCUCUGUCUGCGUGUCUGUGCAGCGCAUCAAGACGUUGUUAGGUUUCCAGGACGACAACCGCCACGUGCGCACUUACAGGGUUAAGGAGCAUCUUGUCACCGUCAAGGGCAGGCUGCUUGAGCGGCUCGAGCACCAAGCGGCCAACUUCGCCUCUCCCGACGCCAACGUCAACGACAAGAAGCUCGAGGCGCUCAAGCGCAAGAUCAUCAAAUACAAAGCCGAGCUCCACACCCUCAUCAAGGACAGAGGUUCGUCCGUCGCGUGACUCACCCACACCCUCCCUCCCUCAGGCCAACCUUGGUGUGUCUGUGCGCAUGGAUGUCUGCAGAUGCGGCAGCGAAGCGGUUGAGCGGCGAGGCAGCGUCCGACGAGGAUCUUCUCGACCAUGCCCGCGCGAACGACCCUCGCCGCAAAGGGUUGGUCGAGCGCAUGCGGGACAAGCACGAGCGCAACACGCGGCGCCGCGAGCGUCAGCAGCGGCGGCAGGAACGGCCUGUCGACCCCGACAAGGAGCGGCAGAUUCAGGAGCGGCGCCUGGCUGAGGAGGCCAAGGCGCGGAAGGCCGAGAAGGAGCUGCUGCGGAUGAUCGGCGAGCACGUCAGCGACACUGACAAUGACAUUGACCAGCCUCAGGGGGCAGGACCAGCAGCAGCAGCGGCAGCGGCAGCAGCUGGCAAGUCGAAGAAGCGCAACAAGCGAAAGGGCGGCGGCAAGGCGGGAGGGGCCUCAGCCGCUGACGCCGAUGGCGAUGGUGUCGAUGCUGCCGAUGUCGCUGAUGUCGCUGAUGCCGGUGAUAGUGGUCAGCCGCCAUCCAGCAGCAGCGAGCCGUCGGCCGCACCACCGGUGUCACGCACUGCUGCUGCUGUAGCUGAUGGCCUGGCUGACAUGGUGGUGAUCCCAUCGUCCAUCAUUGACGUGAUGCCACCAGCAUCGCGCGGGCGGCCGGUGAUUGACAUACACGGCAUCGACUAGAUGAUUGAGUAAGAGAGGGAGGGAGGGAGGGGGGUAUAGGGGAGGGGCAACACGCCACGCAGUCUUGCUUGGUUGCUUGCUUGGUGGCUAAGGUCCAGGUCCGUGUGGUUGCUGCUGCGCGUGUGAUGUGUGGGGCGUGCCACAUGUGGGUGAGAGAGGUCUAGUGAAUUGCAUGUCGGUAGAGAGAGGUCUAAGGAAGGCUUUUUGUUGUCAACCCAUUUGAUCGAUGCGUGUGAUGCGCGACGAAGGCAGAGGUGUCCUGCUUAACUUGAGAGACCGUCACGUGAACAUGUGGAAGCGAUUGAGCCUCAUCUUUUACUUACGAGCGGCGGACACACACGAGUGACAGAGUCACAUGUCAUGCUUCAAAAGUCAUGCACGCAC